Trematomus bernacchii (emerald rockcod) is the source of this 6694-nucleotide messenger RNA. RefSeq names its product solute carrier organic anion transporter family member 5A1-like. NCBI's taxonomy places the organism in Eukaryota, Metazoa, Chordata, Actinopteri, Perciformes, Nototheniidae. Gene Ontology annotation, biological process: sodium-independent organic anion transport; transmembrane transport. The record is from RefSeq and is a predicted model, not a curated record. The coding region runs from base 612 to 3260 and encodes 882 amino acids. The transcript has 10 exons. Gene Ontology annotation, molecular function: protein binding. Gene Ontology annotation, cellular component: membrane.
UCAGUUGUUUUCAAAACAGCGACUGAGAGCAGCUGAGCACUGCGGUGUUUCUGUGCAGCCUUUAGUACCCGAGCUCCCUCUCAGUCGCCUUUUCCUCGACGGCUCUCCCAUUUUUACCAAUUUUCCCAUUUUCUCCACACACAUCUCCAGGGAUUUACGCAGAAAUAUUGCCACUAAAUGACAACUGGAGGACAGCUGGUGCGGAGAUACCAUCGGGACGGGGGGGUCAGGGAUGCUGUGCAAGUUCAUUUCAUCCCUGCCGGGGGAGCAGAAGCGUCCUGCUGAGGGAAGCCAUCGAGUGGAAAUGUUUUGCAUCUGCAAAGAAACCCGGAGCUCAGCUGGGCGAACAGAUCAGGCCUGAGUGUUUUCCACCUUCCGGAUUAAAUGGUGGCAGAAGUGUGCAUGACGAGAUAACCAGCUGCUGUCCAGCCUGCACUGCAGAUAAGCUGUGAGUCUACUUUUCCUUUUUUUUUUGGAGGCCUCUUUGUGUGCCAGACUGUAUAUGUGGGAGUAGCUAUAAAUAAUGAAUGUAAUGGACAGCAGCCCCUGAACUGUGAGACGUAGGAAAGGCUUGGUUAUUCUUCUAACCCCUCAAAAAAAGACUGGAAAUAAUGGCUGACCACGAAGAAGCGGAGUUGUCGGAAUCCCUGCAGAAGGACAACGACUUCUCCAGCGAGAUGGAAGAGCCGGUUAUGGGCUAUCAAUGUGACAAAAGUUUGCCUAUUUUAAAUGAAGAAGGCCCUCAAGAGGAAACCUUACUGGCUAGUUCUGUGUCCAUAACGGCGGAAGAGAGCGCUGAAUUCAUCCAACUCCCGGCCAAAACCGAGUCUUUUCCGCCCGAUUCCCCGACCAGAACAAAGAAGUCGGGGAAGUCGGCGCUGAACCGACCGAGUUCCUACAUGGAGAACACGGAGAUCCGAAGGAGUAAAAACAUGGCUAGAAGGAAGCCGCCGGCGGGGUUUUUGUCUUCAACCCUGGCUCGGUUUCGUCUUCCCAGCAAGAAGUACAUGAACGUAAUCCUCCAGGACUCUCGCUGCUUCCUGUUCUGCAUGUGUUACCUGACGUUCAUCCAGUCGCUCAUGGUGUCCGGAUACCUCAGCAGCGUCAUCACCACCAUCGAGAAGAGAUACAGCCUCAGGAGCUCAGAAUCGGGGCUCCUCGUGAGCUGUUUCGACAUCGGGAGCCUCGUGGUGGUCGUGUUCAUCAGUUAUUUCGGCGGUCGGGGUCAACGGCCUCGCUGGUUGGCGGUCGGCGGGAUUUUCAUCGCUGUCGGAGCCGCGUUAUUCUCGUUACCUCACUUCAUUUCCCCGCCGUACCAGAUCAAGGAGGUCAAUUCGUCCGCGGGAAACGAGGGCCUGUGUAUGAACGGUAACGGUAGCGGAAGGGUAGGCGUCGACAUCACUUCCUGUCCCAGAGACCAGGAGGGAAACGAGCACAACCUGUACGUGGCGCUGUUCGUCAUCGCUCAAAUCCUGGUGGGCAUGGGGUCAACGCCCAUCUACACUCUGGGGCCAACCUACCUGGACGACAACGUGAAGAAGGAGAACGCCUCGCUCUAUCUAGCCAUCAUGUAUGUGAUGGGAGCGCUGGGUCCAGCAGCUGGGUACCUACUGGGAGGAGUCCUCAUCGGAUACUACGUUGACCCAAAAACUGCCGUCACCAUCGAUCAGAGCGACCCCCGCUUCAUCGGGAACUGGUGGAGUGGGUUCCUGCUGUGUGCCGUUGCCAUGACGCUGGUCAUCUUCCCAAUGUUCACCUUCCCCAAGAAGCUGCCCCCCCGACACAAGAAGAAGAAGAGGAGGAAAAAGAUGAGCAUGGACAGCCUGUCCAGCGACGACGACGUCCUCAAAGAGAAAAGCAACAACAAGAGCCAGGCGGUCACCUCGUCCAUGGGCUUCGGAAGGGACAUCAAAGAUCUCCCUAAAGCAGCGGUGAGGAUCCUGAGCAACGUGACCUUCCUCUUCGUCAGCCUCUCGUACACGGCAGAGAGCGCCAUCGUCACCGCGUUCAUCACCUUCAUCCCCAAGUUCAUCGAGUCUCAGUUCGGCAUCCCGGCCUCCAGUGCCAGCAUCUACACCGGUGUGAUUAUUGUUCCCAGUGCCGGUGUGGGUAUCGUUUUGGGAGGAUACAUCAUCAAGAAGCUGAAGCUGGGAGCCAGAGAGUCGGCCAAGCUGGCGAUGAUCUGCAGCGGCGUGUCGUUGCUCUGCUUCUCCACGCUGUUCAUCGUGGGCUGCGACACCAUCAACCUGGGAGGCAUCAACAUCCCCUACACCACUGGGCCGACGCUCACCAUGACCCAGAGGAACCUGACCGGAGGCUGUAACGUGAACUGCGGCUGUAAGAUCCAUGAGUACGCUCCGGUGUGCGGCUCCGACGGCAUCACGUACUUUAACCCCUGCCUGGCCGGCUGCAGCAGCGUGGCCAACGACAGCACCGGGAUCAGAAACUACUCGGACUGCGCGUGCGUUCAGAGUCGGCAGGUGAUCACGCCCUCGUCCAGCGCGUCGGGCUCCAACCAGCUGCAGCUCGUCAUCGUGAAGACGUACCUGAACGAGAACGGGUACGCCGUGUCGGGGAAGUGCGACCGCACCUGCAGCACGCUCAUCCCCUUCCUCAUCUUCCUCUUCAUCGUCACGCUCAUCACCGCCUGCGCCCAGCCCUCCGCCAUCAUCGUCACGCUCAGAUCUGUAGCGGAGCAGGAGAGGCCGUUCGCUCUGGGGAUGCAGUUCGUUCUCCUCAGGACCCUCGCCUACAUCCCGACGCCCAUAUAUUUCGGCGCCGUCAUCGACACCACGUGCAUGUUGUGGCAGCAGGACUGCGGCGUGCACGGCUCCUGCUGGGAAUACGACGUCACCUCGCUGCGCUUCGUCUACUUCGGCCUCGCUGCCAGCCUCAAGUUAAUCGGCUUCUUCUUCAUCUUCCUCACCUGGUACUCCAUCAAAUACAAAGAGGAACGAGUGGAGCGAUGGAUGAAACGCCACCUGUCGCCCGUGGACACCGUGGGAAGUCUCGUUUGUCACCCUGGAGGUCAUAAAGGUCACGCUCGCACCCGAUCCUGCCCCGUAAACAUCCCGCGAACCGACCCCGGCUCGGUUCUCGCGGCUAACGCGCCGCCGCGAGCAGGGCCGUUAAACCGCGGCGUUAGCACUCAGAGUUGCCCUGGAAACGAGCUAAAAGAAGUAGCUCCUCCCCCAAAGGCGACACCUUCGGCGACGUCGGCUUCAGCGACGUCGCUCGACCACGUCUCGGCGCGAGUUUGAAGGUGGGAAAAACAGGGGGCAGGCAAUAAAAUCAGAGAAAAUAAAUCUAAAAAUCCUAUCAGAUGGUUUUUAGCGGCUCUCAAUCAUCACACAGAUCAUCAAGACCCUCUCAACGCGGCUUCUGGGUCAAAAAACACCGUCAACUGGAAACAGAGCAUGUGAUUCUGUGAGGAGGAAAUGCAGCUUUUUGAUUGGUUGGUGAAAUAAUCGGAAGAAGUGUUUUUUCUUUGUCAUCCAUCAGCGGACAAAAAGCUUUGGAGAGUUCAUCGCUUCAAGAAAUAAAACCCCUCCCUGCCCUCGGCAAAAUGUGCCUUCUGUCACCCCCUCACAAAGAAAAAAGCGUGAACAGAUACCUCAGCUUCGCCUCCUUCUUUAUCUCCUCACCGCCAUUUUGUUUUGUUUUCUUGACUCUCACAAAUAAAAAAAUAAAAUAAAAUAAAAAAACCUUUGGAAAUGUGACAUUCUGCAACCAAGUGUUCAGAACCGGAAACCGAUGACAUGGUGCUAUGUGUUGAAAAAAAAUGUUUUAGCGUCCAUUUUUGUUUGUUCUUUUUGGGUCAUUUUUUGAUCGUGAAAAGACCCCCAGAGGUCAGUGGGUUAAGCAGCUUGGAAACAUAGAAUGAAUUCCUGUUUGAUGCCAGGCCUCCUGACUCGAUAACGCCAAGUAUUACCGCUGGAAGUCGGAUUGUUCAGCUCCAAACAAUGCAUCCAUACACCCCUCCUGACUUGAUAAGUGGUUUACCCCAAAUCUGCAUUUUCCUCCUGACCACAUUCCUGAGGAGAAAAUAAACUUUGCUUGGAGACGCGAUCGGAUCAGAGGACUCUUUACCAGACGUUUCUUCAGAAUUUAGAAGUAGUGAGUAGUCGUCUGUUCUCUCAGAAAAGCUGCUGCUGAAUUCUGGGAUGGAUCCUUGUUUGGAGGAGUUAGUUUCUUGCUUAGCAUUUUAAAAAGUAGUCCCAAUGAUUUCUGGGUAAUGACUGCAUAGGCUUUGCACUGAUCUGAACGUCAAAGGAAAAGUUUUAGACAUUUAGUCAAAAGAAAAUCACUGGACAAAGUGCAGAGAAAUCUACUGAAGAGCUGCAGCUGACGAUUGUUUUCUUAAUCUAUAAACUACUAACUAUUCCUCGAUUAACUACCGUAUCGAUUAAUUGCUUGAUCUGAAGAGAAACAGUUAGAAAGAUGUGGAAAAAAAGCCCAUCACAUUUCGUCCAAAAAAAUCCAAAGAUAUUCAACGCAGCAAAUGAGAUUUGAGAAGCGUCUUAAUGUCUAAUUGAUUAUCAUCAGAACAUUUGUGUCUGUCGGCUAAUCGCUAAUGGUUUUAGCUCCAGAUCAGACCCAGUAGUUAAUGUGCCAAACCCAUUUCAUCAAGCACUUCUUAUUACGCUAUUAUUUAAUAUUUUGUGGCUCUAAAAGUCUUCGAGACAAAUGAACGCAACCCGUUUUAAACGCAAAUCAGUGUUAAAUAACUUUAAAAUGAAUUUGGCUGGACGUUUUUUACUCACAGUAUUAUUUCCUAACAACCCACUUGUUUCCUAAAGAGCAGCUUCCUGUUACAGCGUUCCUCCGACGCCCCCUGCUGGCCGGAUGUAUUAAUCUGCUGCUUUUCCACCAGAGAAACAUGGCUUUUUAUUUCACAAACAACCAAAACAGUGUUGAAACAGGAUGAAAAAAGGUCCUGAUGUGCUGGUUUUCAUGCAGCUUGUGUCUCGAGCAAUCAGUAUCUUGUAUUGGAGAUUGUUCACUUUGUUUACCAUUAAUUCACCUGCUGAUUAUUUUUUUUAUUUUUUUUUGUAUGUCAGAAAAUGGAGAAACAAGUUACAAUGUCCUACAGCUCAAGUGUUUUCAUUUGCAAUCAUAGUGGUCUUGAAAAGGCAAGAACAUCACACACGAGAAACUGGAAUGAGUGGAUUUCUGACUAUUACUACAAUUAUUAAUAUUCAAUUAGUUUGUUUUGUUUGCCAAAUCGAGGAGGAAGCGGAUAUUAAUCCUAUACGAGAAAACGCAGAACUCCUCGCAGUUUAGACUAAAGUAGAAAUACACGACAUUCCUGUAAAAGUGAUACACAAACAUCUUUAAAAUGAGGAUCUGUUGGCGGGGCGCUGAGACCCUCGUCCUGUUUCUCUGUGCCUACAUUUCACUUUAACAGCUCCUUUUAUUUUCUACGUGGCGCUCGUCACGCUCCUGUUCAGCUGGUUCUUUAAAUCCCAAACAGAUGAAAUGUUGAGCCCACCUUCCUGAGAAUAACGCUUUAAACAUUUAGCGUCGUAGCUCCUCCAAAGUAUCUCAAAUUACCUUCAUCAUACUCACUGCUUUUGUUAAGUAUGUUCGUCCGUCCCUUAAUAAUGUCUGACUUCCUGUCUGCAGCUCUCCUCUUCUUAAGAAACACCUCAAAAAUAAUUAAAAUAAAGACUCGGUAACACCAUAUAACAGCUGGUCAGUGUACUUUAUUCUACAGCUUAAGAAAAUAUCUACUCUACUCUUUCACAUGUAUUUAUCAAUAAACACUUAAGAUGUCCUCACCUCUUCUUACAUUACAUUAAAGGGUUUUAAUCACCCAUCAAUGUUUCUGGAAAAACCCUUUUAAAGGAAUAUGAAUGCUCAGAUUUUGAAUUGAACAGAUUAAGGCAGCAAUUAAUCUCAGUGUUGAUUAGUUUGAAAGUAUAUCUUCUCGAUUAAUCCGUUAGUUUGGUCUUAAAAUGACAGAAAAAUGCAGUAUUGUACAGGUUUGAAGACCUAAAGUAUCCUCCACUCUUAUUUUAGGUUUUGAAUCAAGCAAAUUAUACUUAAACUCCUCGGCUGAUAGUUAAAGUAUUUUUUCAUGAAUUAAUACAAGAGAAAAACUGCUCAAAAUGGUUAUAUUACCCCCAAAAAACAGAACUCUUGGGACAUAACCCUGAUUAUUUCUCCAUUAUUGUAAAGUAAAUAUUGUUUUAUAUAAUUGAGGUGCAAUAUUUCACAGAUUUGAAGACCCAAAGUAUCCUGAAACUCCCUCGACUCAUAUUUGAGGUUUUUAGCCAUGAAUUAAUACAAAAACAAGUCAUAUUUUAGGUUUUUUUAACCCAAAAAACUGCAGAAACCAGACCCUUCCCCUCAGGUGGUCUCAGUAUUUCAUCCUCACGUCGUGGAUCUCCAGCUGCAGGAUUUCACUGCGUCUCGUUUCCUCCUCUCACCUGAAACAGAUCCGUUUCCCUCCAUGUGUCGUGCCGUAGUUUCACGUAGUAAUAAAUGUGGAAUCAUCUCCAGACUCUGAGACGUAGGUUAGAAAAUCUUCUUCUUUUCUUUUAAAAAAUAAAAAAUCAGUAUUGUAUUUAUUUCCAGAGGACAGUGUUUCUGACGGAGAGGCGACGGGCGAUCCGUGGAAACACGGUCACUGAGCCUCGGAUUCUCCUGUCAAUAAAGAUGUGAAAAAUAAUAAAACAGUAUUACAAAAAUA